Molecule: messenger RNA, 2910 nt
Organism: Fukomys damarensis (Damara mole-rat)
Lineage: Eukaryota; Metazoa; Chordata; Mammalia; Rodentia; Bathyergidae
Gene: Scamp1
Product: secretory carrier membrane protein 1
Exons: 8
Coding region: 100-960 (286 amino acids)
Biological process (GO): protein transport
Cellular component (GO): recycling endosome membrane; trans-Golgi network membrane
Source: RefSeq, a predicted model, not a curated record
GAUCCAUCAGUUACACAGGUGACAAGAAAUGUUCCACCAGGACUUGAUGAGUAUAAUCCAUUCUCGGAUUCUAGAACACCCCCACCAGGCAGUGUGAAAAUGCCUAAUGUACCUAAUACACAGCCAGCAAUAAUGAAACCAACUGAGGAACAUCCAGCUUAUACACAGAUUGCAAAGGAACAUGCCCUGGCUCAAGCUGAACUUCUUAAGCGCCAAGAAGAACUAGAAAGAAAAGCUGCAGAAUUAGAUCGUCGAGAACGAGAAAUGCAAAACCUCAGUCAACAUGGUAGAAAAAAUAAUUGGCCACCUCUUCCUGAGAAUUUUCCUGUGGGACCUUGUUUCUAUCAGGACUUUUCUGUAGACAUUCCUGUAGAAUUCCAAAAGACAGUAAAGCUUAUGUACUACUUGUGGAUGUUCCAUGCUGUAACACUGUUUCUAAAUAUCUUCGGAUGCCUGGCUUGGUUUUUUGUUGAUUCUUCAAGAGGGGUUGAUUUUGGAUUGAGCAUCCUGUGGUUCGUGCUUUUCACACCUUGCUCAUUUGUCUGUUGGUACAGACCACUUUACGGAGCCUUCAGGAGCGACAGUUCCUUCAGAUUCUUUGUGUUCUUCUUCGUCUAUAUCUGUCAGUUCGCUGUCCAUGUGCUCCAGGCUGCAGGAUUUCAUAACUGGGGCAAUUGUGGUUGGAUUUCAUCCCUUACUGGUCUUAACCAAAAUAUUCCUGUUGGAAUCAUGAUGAUAAUCAUAGCAGCACUUUUCACAGCAUCAGCAGUCAUCUCACUAGUUAUGUUUAAAAAAGUACACGGACUGUAUCGCACGACAGGUGCUAGUUUUGAGAAGGCCCAACAGGAGUUUGCAACGGGUGUGAUGUCCAACAAGACUGUCCAGACUGCAGCUGCAAAUGCAGCUUCAACGGCAGCAACGAGUGCGGCUCAGAGUGCUUUCAAGGGUAACCAGAUCUAGAGGCCUCCACUGUACACUGUUACUUCUGAUGGUACCAUUCUCUCCAGUUACUGUAUUCUGCAGAUGUUUUUAUGUUGGAAACAGUGCACACAGCAUGAGUAUUUCCUGUUCACAUGUGCAUGGGCUAAAAGCAGAAAAACUUCCUCGUCUUAUUUUACCAAAUAGUUUCUUCAUUUUUCAGUACCCCAGCAGAAGAAUAUUACAUGCUAAAUAAAUAUUCACCAUCUUUUUUGGGGGGAUGGUGUUCAUCAAAUUAUUUUAGUGGUGACCCACUGAGAUUAACAUGGUACUUAUGAUCUAAAAAUUCUUAGUACUAACUGUAAUUGUUCUUUUAAGUCUAAAGGUAAGGAUGACACAAGAAAACAUUCUUCUUUUUUUCUUUCUUAUUUAUUUUGAAAGAAAUAGGCCAGCAGAGAGACACAUUUUUAAAUUGACUUGCUUUGUUAUCAGUUUCAGUCACCAGUGAGAGCCUGUGUACUUCGCAGUAGGUGAUGUAUAUUUUGUCUUUUACUUUCUUUUUUUAAGAGUAGUUGAUAUUUUGAUAACAGUCUCUGAUCUUGCAUGGACAACAUGUUGCUUAAAUUAAAAGAAUUAGUAUUUUGGGUUCUGUACUGCGUAUAGUUAAUAGGAAUCAGGGUUGUUUAUGGAUCAUAGAAGUGAUUUUCUGUAAUAGUUUCUUUUAAAUAAAAAUGUAUUGGGGUACAAUAUAUGACUUUGAUGUAAUAUGCAGUGCAUUAUCCAAAAGAGAAGGUAGUUAGUUAAUGCAAUUGAGUGUAAGAAUAAUAAUUCCUUUUAUUUUAUCUCUAGUUUUCAGUAUUCAUACAGUAAAAUUUUACUGUAUGGAAACUUUAGUAUAUUCUUGUGGGUACUAUUUUUAAUUGAACUGAGAUUGUGUUUGGCAGCUUAUUUUGGGUGUGUGCGCGCGUGCGUGUGUAAAUUUUGACAGAGGUAUUAAAGGCUACCCUAAUCUUGUCUAAAAAGAAUAUACAGUAUUUAAAGAAUUUUUCCUUUAGCCUCUCAUUUCUAGUGGCAUUAAAAAUAAAAAGACCUUAGAAUUUCUAAUAUACUUGAAUCCCUAAUGCACCUAUGUCUUUCACUUCUUGAGAUAGACUGAAUACAUUUAAAUUGGUCACAAUAGAAAAAAAAAAAUCAAAAUAUUGUACCAAGCAAGAAAGUACAUAAACUGUUAAAAGCAUUAAUUAUGAACAUAAUCACAUUGAAAUCAUUACUGUGCAGCACAGAAUUUAUUCUUAGGUAUACUUGGGUUUAAACUUUGAAUCAUUUUUAAUAUUGAUUAAAUGACUCAAAGCAUUUCUAAAUCAUGCUACUAUGAUAACUUUGAAAAGCCUUUAGAUAACAUGAUUGCAGAAUGAUAGGUAGUGAUUUAUGUAGCUCAAUUUUAAGUAAAGUUGAUAUAUUGGAUUGUAUUGUUUGAGAACAAAAAUCUUUUGUUAAAAAAGUCAAAUGGGCAUAAAUGGAAUAAAUCAUUUUUAUUCUCCUUCCCAAUCUGGAGUUAAAGUAAGUUUCAUGCUGAGGACGGGAGGUCAAGUUCUUACUGUAUAGGAGGGGGCUCUGUGUGCGCCUCGGAAACACAGAUCAUCCAGAUGGUGUUUGCAUUUUAUUUAUUUGGGGUUUUAUUAAUAAUAUAGUUGGAAAGUAUUUCUUUCCAAAAUAGGAUUCAGAGUGUGAAUUAAAACUGUUCUUAUAAAUAUUUCUAAUCAGUGAUAAUCUUCACCUACAUUCUCACCCAGCAGCUAUGGUUCUUUGGAUCCCAUAGUCUUAGUGAAAACUUUGUUAUUGAGUAUAGAUUUUGUAAACAUUCAAAACACUAACCGCAAAAUGCAACAAGAGCAUUGUAUCUGCCACUAAUUUAUAUCCCAAGUCCAAAAUAAUAACAAAAGAUUUGUCAAAGACUUUUGAAAAAUAUUGAUAUUCUUUCCUUCAAAAUUG